ACUACGUCGUGUCGAUAAUGUAUGGCACAUCUCUACUUUACGAUGCGAUUGAAAAUAAGGAAAUAGAAAUGGCUGAAUUACUAUUAAAUCGUGGAGCUAACGUUAAUGCCAGUGAUGAGUCAGGUGUUACACCACUGUGUCUUGCUGUUAAAAAAGGACAUGUAGAUGUUGUUAAGAUGCUCAUAGACAGAGGUGCUAACGUUAAUACUAAAACUCGGGAUGGCACAACUCCGCUUCACUAUGCGAUUAAAUAUAAGAAUAGGAAAAUUGCUGAAUUACUAUUAAAUCAUAGAGCUAACGUUAAUGCCAGUGAUAAGUCAGGUGUUACACCAAUGUGUCUUGCUGUUGAAAGAAGAUAUGUAGAUGGUAUUAAGAUGUUCAUGGACAGAGGUGUUAACGUUGAAACUUUGUUUGGCACAUAUUCGCUUCAUGAUGCGAUUGUAAAUAAGGAAAUAGAAAUUGCUGAAUUACUAUUAAAUCGUGGAGCUAACGUUAAUGCCAGUAAUAGAUACGGUGUUACACCACUGUGUCUUGCUGUUAAAGGAGGACAUGUAGAUGUUGUUAAGAUGCUCAUGGACAGAGGUGCUAACGUUUUUGCUAAAACUUUGGAUGGCUCAACUCUACUUCACUAUGCGAAGAAUAUGAAAAUUGCUGAAUUACUAUUAAAUCAUGGAGCUAACGUUAAUGCCAGUAAUAAAUACGGGUUUACACCACUGAGUUUUGCUGUUGAAACAAGUCCUGUAGAAGUUGUUGCGAUGUUGUUAGACAGAGGUGCUAACAUUAAUGUUAUAUCAUAUAAGGAUUAUUAUGACUCUUCUAGUCGCAUCUAUCGUGGAGAAAUUGCUGAGUGUCUUAAACAGCAUAUAGUUAAGUUAAAAGCUGCAAAUUUAUUCGUGAGUGAACAAUUAUUAUCAAUGAGCAGCAAUUAUGAAAUAAGAGAUUUACAGGAUAAAUGUGAAAGAGAAGUAGCAUUCAUGAAGAAUGAGAAAAUUAGUAAUACUAGCAUAUCAUUUUACGAUAUCUUGAUAAAAGAUACAAAUCUAGAAGCAAUAUACAUGAAAAAUGAAAAUGUAGUGCAGGUUUUAAGAUCAGACGAGUAUAAAACAAAAUUUCCAAUAUACUUUAGCAUGAUAAAAAAUCAGUUCAGAAAUGGUAUGAAAAGGAAAGAGUUGCUCGAACAAGGCAUUAAAAUUUUCUAUUUUUUCUGUAACUUUCCUGAGCUACCACUUGAGUGUAUUGAACAAAUAUUUAGUUAUCUAAGAGAUGAUGACAUAAGAAUUUUAAUAGAUAAUUGUAAGUCUGUUAGUGUCAGUACUUAAUACUGAUAUUAAUAAUAGAAAUUACUUCAAAUACAUCUAAAGUGCUAUGUGUGUAAGUUAAGGAAGAACAAACUACUUUAAACAUGAAAUAACAGCUAUAAAAACUUAAAGAUUAUUGCUGUAUUUUAAAUACAGAUUACUAUCUUAUUUUGAAAUUAUUUUUUUUUUUUAAGAUUUUAUCUUAUCCUACUUUUUUGAAAGUUGUUUUAUACGUUUACAUUCUCUUGGACGUGUUUUUUUUUUUAUGGUGGAUCCAAGGAAAACUAGGCUGUUUUAUAUCUUCCACUUUUUCUUUGUAUCAGAUUUUAUAACAUUUGUAUAACGCAAAAUUUAUAUACAUUAAUCCGAUGAUACUUUUUUAUUGAACAGAGUGUAACACGUGUAAUUGCUUUUAUUAAUUUAAAAAAUAAAAUUAGAGUGAAAAGCUUUGAAUUAAUCUUUGUUUUU
This is a messenger RNA of Pseudomyrmex gracilis, 1766 nucleotides long. RefSeq names its product putative ankyrin repeat protein RF_0381. The coding region runs from base 18 to 1319 and encodes 433 amino acids. NCBI's taxonomy places the organism in Eukaryota, Metazoa, Arthropoda, Insecta, Hymenoptera, Formicidae. The record is from RefSeq and is a predicted model, not a curated record. Gene Ontology annotation, molecular function: protein binding. The transcript has 6 exons. Gene Ontology annotation, cellular component: cytoplasm.